This is a messenger RNA of Hipposideros armiger (great roundleaf bat), 4653 nucleotides long. Its product is annotated as polycystin-1-like protein 2. The record is from RefSeq and is a predicted model, not a curated record. Gene Ontology annotation, molecular function: calcium ion binding; calcium channel activity. NCBI's taxonomy places the organism in Eukaryota, Metazoa, Chordata, Mammalia, Chiroptera, Hipposideridae. Gene Ontology annotation, cellular component: membrane. Gene Ontology annotation, biological process: detection of mechanical stimulus.
AUGAACGCAAUAAGCUUGGUACUCCUGGGGCUUGUGCUGGGGUUUCUGACCACUACUGCUAAGCCAGAAGGGGGUAGCUUUUGCUUUAAGAGACGAGUGCCUUUCAGAGACUCUUGCUAUGAAUUUGUGCCUCUCGGCUGCUCCUUCUACAGUGCACAGAGCUGGUGUGAGGGGCAAGGAGGCCAUUUGGUCUUUAUUCAUGAUGAAGGCACCCAGCGGCUUCUACAGAGGCACGUCUCCCAGGACAGCGAAUGAUGGAUUGGACUCACAAGGAACUCAGCUCAGAAUGGAACCACAGAAGGGCCGGGGAUCUCGCUGGACACCUUAAAUGUGAACUACAGUCACUGGCACGAAGGGCAGGCUGCUCCAGCUCCCAACACCUGCGGGUACAUUGGGAGGGGCCCUUCCUCCGGGUGGGCUGCCUUGGACAACUGCACACAGCCAUUCGCCUUCAUCUGCGAGUUUGGUGAGCUGGCCUCUGUCGUGGAGUCUACGUCCUUCGCCCUGUCUCUUUCUGCCAGCACCAGGGGCUUCGGGCUUCAGGCAUGCCAGAUGGCAGCAAAUGAGACCUUCUUUGGAGACCUGUGCCCCACCCAGGGCAGCUGUCUAUACGUGCAGUACCAGUGUCGGGAAGGACUGCAGCGGACGGUCUCCGAUGAGAGUUUCAUCUUUGACAAUGUCACCAUUUCCCUGACGUGACUCCUCUCUCCCUAUAUUGGAAACCUGUCUUGUAUAAUUAGUACGGGAGAUGGCCACACUUUGGAGCCUUACUAUCCCCCCAGUUUGUCCAGCAACAUCAUCCAUCAGUUCACAACCCUUGGGGAAUUCACUGUGUUUGCCGGGUGCACAACCAGCGAGUGGCAUGUGACAGCUCAGAAGCAAGUGACGAUGCAAGACAAGAUGGAGAGGCUCAGUGUGACUGGGUGCUCCAGCCUGGUCAAGUCAGGAGGCAGCCCUCUCUGCUGGGCUGUCUUGUGGAUUCAGGUGGAGCUCGAUGGAGGAACAGAGGUGACUUACACUGUGCUGUCGGUUAACACAAACCUGGUUGAGUCCACCACUCAGAGGGGUCCACUCCCAUACAACCUGACCCUGGACAGAGCAGCCCAGCAAUGGAUGGGCCCAGGCAUGCACCACCUGGAGAUCCGAGCUACCAGCAACACCACCACCUCCGCAUUCUCCACAAACUUCACAGUUAAUUUCAUGGAGCCUCUGUUGGGGCUUCAGGCCUCCUGGUCCUCAGACUACUUGGAGCUUGGACAGGAUCUACUGGUCAACGUCUCGGUGGUUCAUGGAUCCGAGGAGCUGACCUUUGAGGUAGCAGGAUGCAAUGCAUCCUUCUCCCAUGAGGAAGAGAGCCUCAGGAGGCCAUCUGGGAUUUACCAUGUGGCAGUUCCUCUUGAAGGGACUUGGGGCACCUUUCUGGGCACCGUGCUGGUGAGGAAUGCCUUCUCAAACUUGAGUUUGGAAAUCAGAAGCAUCACUGUCACAGGUAAGAGCUUUCUGCAAGGGGCCCAUUUUCUCCUCCAUGAUCCCAAACCAGAAGGGAGCACAAGUGUUAAGGGCAGAGUUCCUGGAUGGAUAGUGUUCGCCCACCUCUCUUUUUCAGGGCGUUGCUGGGCUCAGUGGAGUGACUGUGUUGAGAGGCAGCUGCUCCACACAGAUCAGAGGGAGCUGGUGGUCCCACCGUCCUGCCUGCCACUGCCCGACCCUGCAGUCACCCUGUGCCUGGCCGUCUGGAGAGACCAGGAGCUGCAGGAACAGGAGGAGCAGUGCCUCUAUGUGUCCGCAUCCCUGGAAAUCAGGCCUCGAAUGGCCACAGUGCCCCAGCUGCUCAGAGCUGUGGAGCGUGUGCAGGCUGCCCUCCUGCUGGGGAGACUGCCCAGCGGCCUUCCAGUCACAACGGCCACCCCCUCCAUCUCUGGUUAAACAAACAGAAUACAGCCCCGCAGUUGGCGGAGCUCCUCCGUGCACCUUGCUGCUGCCAGCUCUGCAACCUUCACCCUGGCCGGUGCCUCCGCCUUUGGCUCCAGGAAAGACAGUCAGGAGCCUGUGGACAUAAGGAUUCUGCUGCCUCAGCUUUCAGAAGGAUACAGUGAGCCGACCGUGUUGAACCUGACCAGUCCUGAAGCCUUGCGGGUGAGUUUGACUUUAGUGGGGUUGUCUUUGGAGAUCCAGCUGCACUGGAGACCUGACAUCCCAUUCACGCUCAGCCUGGGCUAUGGCUACCACCCCAACAAGACCAGCUAUGAUGCCAAAGCUCACCUUCCACCAAUGGCUGCUCCAGAUGGGCCAUCCACAUGGAUCCUGAACCCACAGGACCUGCAUUUUGGAGAAGGUGUCUACUAUCUGACUGUGAUCCCUGAGUCUGACCUGGAUCCAAACCCCGGCAGGGAUGUCACAGUUGGCAUCACCACCUUUCUGUCCCACUGUGUGUUCUGGGAUGAGGGCCAGGGGACUUGGGACAACUGCGGGUGCCAGGUGGGGCCACAGACCACCCACUCCCAGACUCAAUGCCUUUGCAACCACCUCACCUUCUUUGGAAGCACAUUCGUGGUGAUGCCCAAUGUCAUCGAUGUCCGCCAGACUGGUGAGCUCUUUGCCACAUUCGAGGACAACCCUGUGGUUGUGACCACUGUGGGCUGGCUCUGUGUGGCCUACGUGCUGGUGGUGAUCUGGGUAAGGAGAAAGGAUGCUCAGGAUCAGGCCAAGGGUUUGGACAACCCAAGCCUGCUGAGUUCACCCUUUACUGCACAGUACCUCUAUGGGCACUUUGAUCAAGGCAUCAAGAACAGUGAAGAAAAAUGUAGUCUCUCCAGGAGCUCUUGUUCUUGGCUCAGGUUUGCAAAGGUGUUACCUUCAUGGUGUCCAAAGCAGUCUUGUCCCCUGAUCUUGCCCUCAAAAAGUGUGGGUUCCUUCUCCAGGUAUGUGAGCAGAGUGCUGGUGCAUGACCUGGUGAUGGACCAGACGUGGUAUUUCCUCUGCAAAUCAUGGCUGUCCAUUGAGGUAGACACAGAGCAGAACAGGAAACAAUUGAGCCACCUGUUUUUCAUGAAGACCGCCAUGGGCUUCCAAGAGGGAUACAUCUGGUAUUCCAUCUUCAGCUGCUCAGCUCAGAGCAACUUCACCCAUGUCCAAAGGAUGUCCUGCUGCUUCUCCCUGCUCCUUUGCACCAUGCUGACCAGCAUCAUGUUCUGGGGUGUCCCCAAGGACCCAACUGAGCAAAAAAUGGACUUGGAAGACAGUGUCUACAGGCAGUGUCUUUACCUUCAGCUGGAGCAUGUGGAGCAAGAGUUGUGGCUGGUAGGACCCAGGGGCUUCCCCCAGGGUCAGAGCCAUGCCUGGGCCCUCAGGCAGCUGCAGACACUGAAGAGCUGCCUCGGGGGACAACUGGGCACCCCACCUCCAUCACAAACAAGCUCCCCGAGACCAAGCAAGACCCCUCGCGGCCUGCCCUGGGGGUGUGUCCUCGUGGUGACAGCCUUCUUCACCAUGCUGUACGGCCUGCACUAUGGGCGAGCCAGCUCUCUCAAGUGGCUCAUCUUUGUGGCGGUCUCCUUCGUGGAGAGUGUGUUCGUCACCCAGCCCCUAGGUCAGGACCUCCGGGUGCUGGGGUUCAUUGCCUUCUUUGCACUGGUCUUGAAGAGAGUAGAGGACGAGGAGGAGACUAUGGCACCUCUCCUGGGACAUCUGUCCAGCAUAGACCCCUCUGUCUUGUUUCGAGUACAAAGAAACAGCAGAAAGGAUGUCUACCAGCCACCUCUGGCCACUGACAUUGAGAAGAUGAGAACCACCCACCUCAAGGAACAGAAAGCGUUUGCCCUAAUCACAGAAAUCUUGGCUCACCUCCACCUUUUCUUCUGGCUAGUCCUCUUAUUCUUUCAUUCUCAGCCUAAAGCACACUCACCUUACAUCACAUUCCUACAAGACAGAAUUCUCCAGUGUCUCUUUGACAACACCUGGCUAGACAGCCUGACCAGAGCCGUAUUUGUGGAGUUCACUGUCUAUAAUGCCAACGUCAACCUGUUCUGCAUCAUCUGUCUGACCCUGGAGACCAGUGCCCUGGGAACCUUCUUUGUGCACGCAGACCUGCAGAGCUUCACCAAUGGCUGGCACCCCUUUGUGGUAGCUGCAGAGGUCCUCUACUACCUGUUCCUUCUCUACUACAUGAUCGCGCAAGCUAAGCUCAUGAGGAGGCUGAAGUGGUGCUAUUUUUACAGCAAGUGGAACCUUCUUGAGCUGGCCAUCACCCGGGCUAGCUGGAGUGCCCUGGCGGUAUUUGUGAAGAGGCCCAUCCUGGCAGAGUGCGACAUCCAGUGCUACCGGAAGCACACGGAGGAGUUAAUCAGUUUUAGCGAGACAGUGGUAGUUGAUGUUGCCUUUGGCUACAUCAUUGCCUUUCUGGUAUUGCAGUCCACAGUGAAGCUUUGGCAUCUGCUCAGGUUGAACCAAAUGAACAUGAUAACAUCAGCCCUGUGCCGUGCCUGGGGGGACAUUUCAGGCUUUGUCACUGUCAUCUUUAUCAUGCUCCUGGCUUACUCCAUCGUGGUGAGUGACUCCUUGGGAAAACUCUCAGUGGUGAAGGGUUGGAGGUUAGGAAGACCCUGGGAACCUGAGGGGAUGGUGGAUCUUCUGAGUCUGGGGCCUUUUAGCUAG